AUGAGCGCCUACAAUAACACUUCAUCGGGGACUGGUCUGUGGUUAACCGCCCUGGAGGCGCUCGAUUCGCACUUGAAAGAGAGCCUGGGUGACAUUUUGAAAGUCCAAAAGGGCGAUAUUGUGUCGGCCAUCCUCAAGGAGGCGGAAAGAAAAAAGAAGCUGUGCCUACAGAAGCGUUGGAAAGUUCAAUUGCGCGGCAAGACAAUAGUCCUUCGAGACCUGUUCGACAAGAUCAUCGCAUGGGUGAACCAGUUCAGCGCUGUCGUCGAUGUGGCUGUUCAAUUCGACCCAGGCAGCGCUUCACUCCCAUGGGCUGGUGUGCGAUUUUUGCUGCAUGUGGCCGUGAGCGACCGUCAUUGCUUCGAGUCUACGGUCCAUGGCCUAGAAUCUGUCUCGCUUUUGAUCGCUCGCUACGCGGCCUUUGAGGCACUCUACCUGCAAAGGGGAUCUGCCAUUCAAGCGGACCUGCAGCGUGGACUGACUGGUCUAUAUACACGAAUCCUCACUUUUCUGGCCCAUGGAAUUCAAUGUUUCGGUCAGCCGGCAGCAAAACGUAUGGUAAAGAGCGUGUUUGGAACGUCUCAGAUCGAGGAGAUCGAUCAAAUCGCAAAGCUAGACGAAGAAAUCAUCAGCCCAAUAUGUCGCCUAGUCGAUGCCUCAAUGACGUAUGCGAAGACGCUAGAGGAGAAGAAAUUUCGCGCUAUUAUAGACUGGCUGUCCUCUGUUCCUUAUACUCAUCACCAAAAGCGACAUUCCGAGGGUCGACUGUCAAAUUCAGGCCAGUGGCUAUUUUGCCAUCCGCAAUAUACAGAAUGGAAAGGGUCAAGCUCAUCGUCCAUAUUUCUGCUGUAUGGAAUUCCAGGGUCUGGGAAGACCUGUCUCACAUCAGCCGUUGUGGACAAUUACCUACGUGAGCACACUUUGAACUCUCUUAGUGCACCGAUGGCCUACUUCUACUGCGGAGAUAGCCGGUUGGGCCGUUCUUGGGCAGAUCCGGACGAAGUGAUGCGAUCUCUCACUCGACAGUUUGCUAUUGUCGAUAGAGAAAGGCUCAAGGUGCAUGAAUCGAUUACCCUUGAGUACGCACGCAGAGAGGCGGAGGCCAAAUUAGAUGGCUUUGAGAAGCCGAGGCUCCGGGCCACCGAGUGUACCGACCUGAUUCUGAACAUCCUAGGUGCAAAUCCAGCCGUAAUUAUAGUUGACGGAGUCGACGAAGUUGAAGAGCACCGAAGACAUGAGUUGCUUAAUGAGCUAAUUAGAAUCCGAGACGAAUCUGCAAGCGUGGUGAAAGUAUUCCUCUCUAGUCGAGAAAAUAGCAAUGUGAUGGCAGUUCUGCAAGAUGCUUCAAUGCUUCGCGUGCAGGACACGGAUACUCGCCAGGAUAUGGAAGUCUUUGUUGAGCACUGUGUGUCAACUUCUAUCUCGGCCAGGAACCUCCUUGAUGGAAACGUUUCGGAUGACCUACGACACAAGCUAACCCAGUUUCUGCUGAACCGAGCUGGAGAAAUGUUUCUGUGGGUGCAGCUUCAAUUGGAACUGCUAUGCAAAUUGAGAUCAGCAAGUAGCGUUUCGGAGGCUUUAAAUGCUGUUCCAAAAAGCUCAGCUAGCAUCGAUCACCUGUACUCGGACAUCCUUGGAAAGCUCGCACAGGCAGAUUCUUUGACAUAUAAAAUCGCAGCCAGGGCCUUCUCCUGGUUGCUUUGUAUGCGUGAACCCCUUUCAUGCACUGCGUUCGUUGCUGCGGUGUCUAGCAGAACUCCCGAGGACCACAUAAUAAGUUUGUCAGAGCUUCUGUCUAUUUGCUCGAACCUGAUUACUGUGGAUAACCAACUGGACACUUUGCGCUUUGCGCACGUUUCAUUCAAGGAGUUCUUGGAGACCAAGCCUGAGUUCGCUAAGCCGAGUGCGAACAGAGUCGCUGCGCUAAGCUGCCUCAAUACAUGCAUUUACGUUUUACCUAUCGAGAUCGGAACUGUGCUGCUUCCAAGUCAGGAUUAUCAUCAGUACGCCGUUCUCUAUUGGGCUCAACAUUAUACGGCAUCAGGCAUAGCCGACAGUGAACAAGCGGCUGAAGAGCUGGAAGAGUUUAUUCUCAACGACGACGGACUUGCCUUCCAGCUCUGGCUGGAGGCUGCCAAUGAUGCAUCUGCGCUCCUUCUCACUGGUAAUUAUCUAAAGAAAGAGCUUAACGCCGCGAUGAGCAAAUCACAAUCGGCUUUUUUCACUGCCUGCAUUUAUGGGUUGAAGUCCAUUUUCGACACUUCAGUGCAGAGUCCCACCUUUAACGCUGAUAUGACCAAUUUGCAAGGCCAUACCGGACUGUACCUUGCCGCAGCGUAUGGUAACCAUGAUUUGGUGGAUGCUCUUCUCGGCUUAGGCGCAGAUCCGGGUGUUUCACGAGGAAAGUGGGAAGACCCAUUAUCUGCUGCAUGUGCUAGUGGUCAUUCCUUGGUGGCCACCAUUCUUCUCAAUCAAGAGACGUAUUACGAUACCAUGAAGAUCGAGCCUGCUCUUAGAACAUGUUUCAUGACAGGCCAGGAAGGUCUCUGCAAGCUACUACUCAAGAGCUACUUACAAAGCCCAUGUAACGAGUCCGAGGUCGACCGGAAGGACAACAACUGGCUUUUGGAAGCCGCUGCUCAAGCUGGCUUUUCCGGGGUCAUGGAGGAAUUGGUGAAAUUCUCACCUAAGAACUCUACGAACCAUCUAAAGAAGAAUUCUCCGAAAUUUGUGACUGCCGUCAUUCGAAAAGGACAGGUUACCUUCAUCAGAAAGCUGCUCAAGGAGAGCUCACUGCCCGCUGAUAUAGUAGCUACCGCCGCCCUUUUUGGAAAUAUUGAGAUCAUCAAUUUGUGUCUAGACAAGGGCUACGACAUUGAGAAAGAAGGACCAUUUGGCACUCCCCUCAGGUCUGCAAGCCUGAUGGGCCAUGAGAACGCUGUGCGCAACCUCUUGUCUCGGGGUGCAGCUGUCAACUUUGUAACACCAUUGGGGGAUGCACUUCAAGCCGCAGCAAUGAAAGGCCACCUGUCCGUCACGAAUAUCCUGAUUCAGUUCCACGCCAAUGUCCACAAUCAAGGCGGCUUUUUUGGAAAUGCCCUGCAAGCUGCUGCCUAUCGCGGCCACCUUGACGUGGCUGAGGCUCUUCUGAGUGCUGGCGCAUCUAUAGACACAAAGGGCCGAUACAAAGACGCAUUCCAUGCCGCAGCUGAAGGUGGUCAAGGUGGAGUUAUUGGUUACUUCCUUGAAAGGGGAUACACCUUUUUGAUUGAUAGAUUGUUACACGGCACGGCACAGGCAUCAAGGGUCCCACGGAGCAGGUUUAAAGAUGUCCUGCGCUGUGCAUCGCCAAGCUUUCGCGGUUAUUCUCAGCGUCCCCGGCAAGUUUUCGCUAAUCAACAACGCCCAGAAGCUUUCGUCUCCAGCUUCGAGGAUAUUCUCGGCUACAGCGGAGAUUUACCUGUCUCUCACAAUGAUAUACCAGAGUCAAUUUACGAACGUAGAGCACGUCACGGUCGUGGCAUGCGUGGCGAAAGAGACUAUUAUGCAUUGGAAGUUGCAGCCUCGGGUGGCCACUUGGAGGUAGUUGAGCGACUUCUUGCCAACAGGGAGAGGCUUGGAAUGGGAGCCUCUCAUUUAGGACAAGCACUCUUGGCUGCGUGUACACACGGUCACAUCAAAAUGGUCGAUUCCAUCACAUCUGUGGAGGUUGACUUACGCCAUUAUGUUCGCGAGACUCUAGAGAUCGCAUCUAGCCGCGGAUACGGGGAGAUCAUGGAGAUUCUCAUUCAAUACGAAGGGAAAUGGAGCCUUCCGAGCAAUGGGAGCCCUGAAAGAGCUUCCAAGUGUGAUAGCUCCCAAAAGGAUCACAGACUCCAGUUUGAUGGCUCUAUUGAAUUUCCCCACACACUUCCGCUGGCGCUGGCUGGCUGCCGAGGUGGUCAACUACCUAGUGUCAAGCGAGGGCUUCGCUUGGCAACCCAGUUUGAGAUCCAGAAUAUCCGCGAGCUUUGUCUGGCGGAGGCAGCUCGAUUUGGCGAAUCCGAUAUUGUUGACUCUUUGCUUGAGAGCGAUGUUCCAUUUUCGUCCGAGUCUUUGGUAAAAGCAAUGCAUACUGCUGCAGAAAAUGGUUCUAAGUCAUCGCUGGCACUUCUCGUCGGCAGAAAUGGCGAUAAGGAAGAUCUCGGGGAUUGCUAUGCUGCGUGCCUGGAGAUGGCGGUGUUGAAUGGUCAUGUUGAGGUUGUGGAGUACUUAUUGACUGAGAGCGCAAGACCAUGGUCUCCUGAGAUACUCCAGAAGGAAUUUGUCAAUGCUUCCCGCGAAGGAUCCCUUUCAAUCAUGAUAUCACUAGCAGAGAGGAUCCAGAAACAUGAAGCAUACCCACUGCUUCUCACUCAGGCAUUGAAUGCUGUCUGCGCAGCUGGCCAAAAGGAAGGUGCUCAGUGGCUGAUAAAUGCUGGGGCUGACAUUGAUGUGAUGGUUAAUGAGAAACCUGAGCUCUUGGCCAAGUCCCAGAAGAAGCAGCUUAGAUCCUCUCGUAAGAGGUAUCGGUAUCAUUCCCAUGAGAAGUGGCCAAGGACGGCGUUACAGGCGUGUCUUCAGUCUAUCCCAGAUUCAGACGACACGCAGAUACGCUCACUAGAAUUCGUCAUCAACCUGUUGCUGGAGCAUGGCGCUGAUGUCAACCAAACACUAGAUGGCAAAAUGACUGCUCUGCAUGUUGCGGUACAGAAUUUCUCGGUGGAGACGGUUCGGACAAUGAUCGCCAAAGGCGCAGACCUGAAUAUCGAUGUCCCAGGAAAGGGCACCCCGUUACAACUGACCGCAGAGAGAGAAUUGAAUGCGCUACCCAUUGUGCACGCAUUGCUCGAGUUUGGGGCUAUCAUUGGGUCAUUCGACGACGCGCAGCAGCAAUGGAAGUCUGUACUGGACGCAUCACUGAACUUCUUUGGACCUGAUCCGCGGUCACCUUUUUAUUCCGGGCGUCCCAAUACCGGUUGCUUCACUGAGUCAGAGUCGGUGCAAGACGUUUUGUCGACUGGCCCAGGGGCAGUGAUCAUGCAUGUUUUACUGUCUCGACCGGAAAUCCGCACUUUGGGCAAACGAUUCAGUCUGUUGCUACAAAUGCUUGCAACAAGUGGGGAGAUCGAUUCCAUCGAGCUUCUUCUUGAUAGAGGGACUGAUGUCAAUUCAUGCGGACAUUAUUACGGCUGUGCCCUGCAAGCGGCGGCCCGGUUUGGACACCUUGAAUGCGUGCAGUUUCUCCUUGACGCAAAUGCAGAAGUCAACACGAUAAUGGUGCUCAUGGAACUCCCCUCCAAGCAGCAAUUAUUGGAGGACAUCAAGAAAUUGUUGCUUCUGAAACAACUUCUCAAUGCUGGCGCCAAGCCCGAGAAUGGAACCGCCAUUCUGCACUUGGCUGUGGAAGCAAAGGAUCUUGAGACCACCAAGCUACUCUUGCUAGCUGGGGCUAAUAUAGACUCCGGAGUCUCAGACCAUUCACCUGCCUUGAUUACAGCAUGCUCUAAUGGAGACAUGGAAAUGGUGCAGGCUCUUCUAACGAGAGGGGCAAAUGUGAAUAUACGGGGAACCAAACGCCAGUAUUCGAGUGAUGAUGUCGCCAGCGGUUUACAUGCAGCCUGUUACCAGGGCUACAUUGACAUUGCUCAAGUUCUGUUGAAUCAUGGGGCUGAUGUGAACAUAAGGGCUGAAGAUGGUAAAACUCCACUUGGGCUCGCUGCUUCGAAGGGCAUCAUGAACGCAAUUGAGUUGUUGCUUCGAUCAGGUGCGAUCCUCUACAAUCGGCUCACUGAUAUCAACGUGCUCCGAGAUGCGGCGAAGGGAAGAGCUCCCCGAAGAGCGAUAAAUCCUCUCGUGCAAGCUCUUUCGAACGCCCCUGAAUUGGGCUCAGCGUGCGAGGAAGCCAUCGAAUUUGCUGCUCGGCGGGGAGAUAAGAAGCUAUUUCUUUUUCUUCUUGAUCAUGUUCCAAAGACCUCUCGUACGCUCAACUUAGCUUGCCGUUUGGGAUGCACUGAUGCGGUCAGGGAGAUCCUGUCUUAUGGGAUUAAGGUUGACAGCGAAAUGGAGAAUGAUGAGGGAGCACUCCAUACAGCAUUGUAUCAUCUGCGAGUGGACCUGGCCUUGUUCCUCAUUGGAGAAGGUGCCGAUGUGCGGCAUGUGAGCACCAAAUUUGGGGCACCAGUUAGUGCCGUCUUUGAAGGGCUCUUGGCUUCCAAAUCCAUGCCAGAGGAGCCGUUCCUAACGUUCCUCUUUCCGUGGCAAUGGAAUGAUGAGAGUCUAUCUGAUCUUCUUCCACAGAAUGUAUUGGAGGGCUUUGGAGAGCCGAUCUCUGAUAACGAGUCAGAGUCGGAAGAGGAAGAGAGGUCGCACAGAGAAGUUUUCAGUUUCAGUCGGAUCACAUUGGCUAGAAACCGAAGGCAUGCAUCCUCCAGAACCUUGGUUGAUAUCCUCUUGCAAGCGGGUGCCGAGGUCAAUCCUCCAGCCACCGCAAUCGGUACACCGCUCGAAAUCGCCUCCUACAUUGGAGAUAUGUGGAUGAUCGACGUUUUAGUGAAGCACGGCGCCAACUUAAACUUCGUUGGGGGGGAACUCGGAUCACCCUUGAUUGCGUCCAUGAAAGGCGGGCAGGAAAAGGUCUUUCUGAAUCUCCUAGACCGGGGUAUCGACGUGAACAUACCCUCAAGCAGAUUUGGAACAGCCUUGCUUUACGCUUGUCAGUACGGAGACCUCAAGAAAAUCCAGGUCCUUCUUGAGCAUGGUGCCGAUCCCAAUGCCAAUGGCUGUGAGGGACAAAGUGCAAUAGGAACAAUUCUUUCGAGCAAUACCCUCCGUGAUGAGAACCGACGACAAGCUGUGGAUGUUAUUCUGAAGUAUAGCAAAUGUCUGAAAAUCAACAGUCUCGCGGAUGUGGCUUUAGCAUUGAAAUUGCUAUCGUACUCGAACAAAGGAAUUUUGGAGACGCUUUACCGGUACGACAAGGGUCUUCCUGUCACCCAAGACGUGAUAGCCGGAGUUGUUGCAUCUACGGGCGGGUCCAAUUCAACAGGAGGCCUGGAAAUGCUUCUUGGGCGCGCCAAGGACGUUGAAAUUACUGCCGAAAUUCUUAAGUCUGUUCCAAAUCCCAGGAUUCUCGAGAUCUUGCUCCAACAUGAACUUCGCUGCGAGAUUACACCGGACAUAUUCGAGACACUAGCCAGACACCGUCUUUUGGGGCGAGAUAUGGUCAAAGUCCUGCUCGAUCAAGAACCCAAAGCUUUGCCCACGUCGAAUGUAGUUGUCUCGGUCCUGAAGUCCUUUGGUGAGGAUUCCACAGAUGUCAUGAACACUCUGCAGUCAGUCCUUGAUCGCAAUCCAAGUAUUUCGGUAUCCGAAGCUAUGGUCACUGCUUGCAUGAAUGCAGAUUACCUUCGAAUUCUGCUAUCUCACGACUCUCAGUUCCGAAUCUCCUCUGAGUUCCUGGAAACUUUGACUUCAGAUGGACGGGUUGAUGCUGAUAGUUUGAAGUUGAUGUUGGAACAUGAUGAAAAGCUGCGGGUUAGCCAAGCGAGUUUGAAUGCUUGUUUGGAGGACGAAUUGGCAGACUGUGUAGAGCUGAUUCUGGGAAACAAUCCGGAUCUCAUCAUACCCAGGAGCUUGCGUUGGAUUUAA
Molecule: messenger RNA, 7668 nt
Organism: Penicillium mononematosum
Lineage: Eukaryota; Fungi; Ascomycota; Eurotiomycetes; Eurotiales; Aspergillaceae
Exons: 4
Coding region: 1-7668 (2555 amino acids)
Molecular function (GO): ATP hydrolysis activity; protein binding
Source: RefSeq, a predicted model, not a curated record